Mus pahari (shrew mouse) is the source of this 1331-nucleotide messenger RNA. RefSeq names its product zinc finger protein 567-like. The transcript has 6 exons. The record is from RefSeq and is a predicted model, not a curated record. Lineage: Eukaryota; Metazoa; Chordata; Mammalia; Rodentia; Muridae.
AUGCGGGACAUCCUGACAUCAAACCCCACUCUCGGAGUGUCGAGUCCUGCAGUCAUGGGGGUGCACUUGUGCAGCCUGAGAAGGCAGCAACUGCAGCACAGUUAUCUGAAUAGAACUCACACGGGAGAGAAGCCCUUUGUGUGCAAUGAGUGUGGUAAGUCCUUCCGCCUAAAGACAGCCCUCACGGAUCACCAGAGAACUCAUACAGGGGAGAAACCCUACAUUUGUAAAGAAUGUGAGAAAUCUUUUCACCAAAAAGCAACUCUCACUGUCCACCAGAGGACUCAUACAGGGGAGAAGCCCUAUAUCUGUAAUGAGUGUGGGAGAUCAUUCUCCUAGAAAACAACACUUGCUCUUCAUGAGAGAACUCAUAAAGAGGAGAAGCCCUAUGUGUGUAAUGAAUGUGGGAAGUCCUUCUGCCAGAAGACUACUCUUGUUGCACAUCGGAGGACACAUACAGGGAAGAAAUCUUUCGAAUGUCCUUAUUGUGGGAAGGCCUUUAGGAUGAAAUCCUACCUCACUGAUCAUCACAGAACCCACACAGGAGAGAAACCAUAUGAAUGUAGUGAGUGUGGGAAAUCAUUCAUCCAGAAAACAAACCUCAAUCUAUACCAGAGGUACUGGGAAAAACCCUAUGUGUGUAGUGAGUGUGGGAAGGCCUUUUGCCUUACUGUCCACCAGAAAAUCCAUACAGGGCAGAAGUCCUACGAGUGUCCUCAGUGUGGGAAAGCUUUCAGCAGGAAGUCCUACCUCAUCCAUCAUCAAAGAGCUCAUACAGGAGAGAAACCCUAUAAAUGCAGUGAAUGUGCAAAGUGCUUUCACCAGAAGACAAAUCUCAUUGUUCAUCAGAGAACUCACACGGGUGAGAAGCCCUAUGCAUAUAAUGACUGUGGCAAAGCUUUUGGUCAGGCCUCACACCUUGUCCAGCAUCAGAGAAUCCAUUCAGGUGAGAAGCUCAAUGGGUGCCGGGCAUGUGGUCAUGCAAAGAGUGUACAAGGACCUUUAUGCAACAGUCGCAUUCUGCAUCCAAGAACUCACACGGGUGAGAAGCCCCGUGUCUGUAAGGACUGCGGGAAGACUUCAUUCGUGGUUCCCAGCUUACUGUCACACCAGCGAAUCCGCACCAGGGAGAAGCCCUACGAAUGUAAGGACUGUGAGAAGGGUUUUAGCCACAGCUCAGAAGUCACUCAACAUCAAAGGAUUCAUUCUGGGAAGAAACCCUAUGAAUGUCAGGAAUGUGGGAAGGCCUCCAGACGCCAUGCACAGCUCAGGGCAUCAGACCGUCCACACUGGUGACAGACCCUCGGCAUGAAAGGACUGUGGAAAGUCGU